Molecule: messenger RNA, 5141 nt
Organism: Nematostella vectensis (starlet sea anemone)
Lineage: Eukaryota; Metazoa; Cnidaria; Anthozoa; Actiniaria; Edwardsiidae
Product: tetratricopeptide repeat protein 14
Exons: 14
Coding region: 2629-4806 (725 amino acids)
Biological process (GO): regulation of DNA-templated transcription
Molecular function (GO): protein binding; nucleic acid binding
Source: RefSeq, a predicted model, not a curated record
GCAGCACAGUUCUAAAAGGUUGCAUCCAAGAAUAAAUGCAUGCCUGAAGAUCCAUCAUACUUUGCGAGCGUUCUCAAAGGUCAUCCACGCAGAAGUGCCAGUGGGAAAGUUUGUAACAAUUUUGAAUUUCAAAAUGCUAGGAGCUGCUCUGCUGUGAUUGGGCCUUUUUUAGGUGUUAAAAUGAAAGGCCAAAUCACAGCAUUGCAGUAUUAACUUGUAAAUUUUAAUCUUGUGUCACUCGCUAUGGCAUGUUUUCAGGGUCAAAAUUAAUGUUGCAUGUCACGCAUGAAAUCACUUACGAAUUAAAACUUUUAUACGCAUUAUUUGAUAUUCGAAUGAAAACUUUUUUAGCAUUAUUUGAAUAGCCUAUUGAAACUUUUCGAAUUAUUUGAUAAUCGAACUAAAAAUCUAUGCAUUAUUUGACUAUUGGUUUAAACUUUUCGCAUUAUUUGAAUAUGAGAAUUGAACCAAACUUAAUGCACUAUUUGGCUAUUGGUAUUUUCUGCAUUAUUUGAAUAGCGACCACAAUUUUAGGGGUAUUACUUGACUUCCGGAAUAACAUGUCUCCCAUUUCCUGCUAAUAGUGUCUUCUUACAAAUUUGUCUACUGCUGUGUUAACACAAAUUACUUUCUAAGUACGACUCGUCUAUGCGUUCUUCAUAAUACUCUCCUUUGCGGAGCCUGGUGCCAAUAAUGUUAAAAUUGCGUCGUUGUGGAGGACCUAUCUCAACUAUUUUUCUUGCCAGGUUGGCCCGACAUAAUGGUCUUUUUGGAUUUGUUCUUAUAGUAAUUUCCGUUAUAGUUCAAUGCUUUAUUUAUACACUAUAUUCAACGUUUUCCUGCUUUUUGUCAAGGGAUUAUAAAAAUAAAAAAGAGGAGCUAUUUUGUCGGAGUUCUCCUAUUUUAAUAAUAACUACAAUUUUAGAACUUUACCUAUUUUUUUCUUGGGUUCCAUUUUCUGGGUCACUCUCAUGUCCUAGAAAUUUCGGUUAAAUGAAUGAAGGCUCUGAGGUCGAUAUUGGCAGAAUAACAAAAAUCCCAGGGGAUCCUUAUUCUAGGGGCAAAAUUUAUGACACCUAUAGAAAAAAAGCACUGCAGGGGGAGAGGAAAAUCAUGUGAUAGCAGAAUAGGUCCCCAGCCACUGCCUGGGAUGGACCUAUCCCACAGGACUGUACUGACUAUCGUGCUUUCACAAUUCCAGACGCGUCUAACCCACAGAGUGAUGAACAUUUUUCAACGGAAUAUAUUUCACAGGCGUGAUCCUUGAAACUCGAUUUAGUUAUUACAGCAUAUUUAAGAGGAGUCUCACAUUUUGUUUCUGUUCUAUAGUUGCUUUUUUCCAAACUUCAACUAUCGAUUAACCCCAAUUAUUCUGCAAUUGGUUUGGAUUUCACCUAGCAUUGCAAUAAACUCAGAAUCUAGAAUGUUUCUUUUAUAAGAAUUUGAGAAAUCACAUAAAUAAUAAUUGUAUUGGAGCAGUUUGAGAAUGCGAGAUUUUUUUGGAAUUUACUCGGGUAACCUUAAGUGAUCCAGUUGUGUUUAGUUGGAAAGAGCGUUGUUUCUAUUCAUUUACCGACAGGCUUUGGCAAAAGCCUUGGUAUUCCAAAUUUUGCCACUUUUUUUCAAAUAAGCCAGCAAAAUUGGUGACUGUCAUCGUGGUUGUUUGCCACUUUUUUUCAAAUAAGCCAGCAAAAUUGGUAACUGUCAUCGUGGUUGUUUGCCACUUUUUUCAAAUAAGCAAGCAAAAUUGGUGACUGUCAUCGUGGUUGUUUGCCACUUUUUUCAAAUAAGCCAGCAAAAUUGGUGACUGUCAUCGCGGUUGUUUGCCACUUUUUUUUCAAAUAAGCCAGCAAAAUUGGUGACUGUCAUCACGGUUGUUUGCCACUUUUUUCAAAUAAGCCAGCAAAAUUGGUGACUGUCAUCGCGGUUGUUUGCCACUUUUUUUUCAAAUAAGCCAGCAAAAUUGGUGACUGUCAUCGCGGUUGUUUGCCCACUGAAGCUGACCAUCAAAGAGCAAGCAAAGAAGCUCCAAGCUUUUUUGGCCCCACACUAGAAGUGCUGAUGUAUGUCAUUGACCUUAUGAUAUUUUCUGGUAAAACUAGAGUGCAUGCUGCUUGAGUUAUGCUGUCAAUUAUGUGACAAGUUUAUCAAUGUCUGGUUACUUUCAUUGAUAAACUUGUCACAUAAUUGACAGCAGUGUUAUGCAGUGUAAUUAAAGGCAAGGAUAAGCUGCUUCACCAUGUAUCACACCACAGAACCAUUCCUACUAGAAAACAUACUAGGAAGCAUUUGUCAAGAAAAAAAGCACUGGAUCCUCAAGCAUGGAAUAAAUGUGUUGUAACCUGCAGUGUUUUAUUGCUAACAUAUAAAUAACUGAGUUCUGUUUUCUGAAUAACCAAAUAAUUGUUAUCAUAUGCCAAAAUUAUGUAAAAAUUGAUUGUUGUUGUCCAUAUUAGAUGUUAUGAUCCAGAAUUCCAACAGCGCCUUCAUGUAUUCAUUGCUUCUAAAGCUGAUCUGCUUUUACAACGAAAAGGAAAACAGUCGCUUAAGCGAGGGAUUGACUCUGAGAAAGAUUCUGCUAUUGAAGUCCUAGAUUUGUAUGCAAAGGUACCACCUCUGGAGGUUUUUAUGAAAAUCCCACACCAUGUUCGAAGGUGUCAGAUCUUUCAGUUGCUUGACACUGGUGACAUUGUCCUUGGGGAAGUGUCCUCAAAGAGGCCUUUUGGAAUUUUUGUGGAGCUGAAAGGGUUUGAGUUUGGAAAGACAAGGGACUUCACAAACACAGACAUUCAGGCUCUGUGUCGAACAAAUGAGCUUCAAGAUGACACAAGACAUAAAGACCCCUCAGACAAGUAUGUUGUAGGAGACAAAGUCAGAGGUGUUGUGUUGAGUGUGAACAAGGAAGACAAUCAAGUGACCAUAGCCCUGAGGCCCUCUAGACUUCCGUCAGAGUUCCAAGACAUUAAGCUGGGGCUUAUUGAGGAAUCAGAAAGCUUUGUUUCCAGAGAAAUAGCAGAAGACGAAGAGGAACUACAUUUUAAUGACCAUCUCAGGCGCCACAUGGGGUUCAACAAUCCACGCAAUAUUGAAACUCUGUUAGAUAAACUGGGGAUUACCAUGUCUGAUUCAUGUUCAUUUUUGAGGAGCUGCCAGAGAUCUACCUACCCAUCAGAAGACUAUGCUGAACCAUUGAGAAAAAAACAGUCAGAGAAAUGGUCAAUGGAAUCUACUGCUAAAGGGAUUGAACAUUUCAAGAUUGGAGAUGCCAACACUGCCCUGAAGUACUUGGAACAUGCCCUUCAGAUCAACCCAGAUAACGUGGAGGCUCUUGUGGCGAGAGGCGCAUUAACAGCCAACACUGCAAAGUACAGCCCAGCAAUCAUGGACUUUCGCCGAGCUCUGUCAAUCAAUAAGGGCCAUAGAAAUGCCACUAGGUACCUGGUGGAGACACUUAUCCAAAAGGGCACUAAAGAGGAGAAAGGUGGUCAUCUCAGUGCAGCAGUCACUUGCUUCAGGGAGGCUUGUGUCCUCGACAAAGGUCAGCAAAUGGCCAGGAAACUCCUGGAUAAGUGUCAGAUGGUACUUGACGCUCGGCAACAGAAGAGACAAAGUGCCCCAGGCCCAAGUAGCGCGCCUCAGCACAGGGAAAACGCCAGCAAGUUCAGUCAUGUUCGUGAGCUGAUUCAAAUGCAACAAGACAAGAAGAAGAAGAAGAAAAAAAAGAAAGAAAGGAGGAAGCAAAAGACGAGGGUGAAGUCAGGUAAGAAACGUCAAACCAAGACAAGACGGCGAUCGCGUCGCUCUUCGAGUGACGAGUCAAGCGACGAGUCCACGUCAACAGCGAGUGAAGGAUCUGACGAGUCAUCAAGCGAGUCUAAGCACCAAACUGUACAUAAACGGACAAGGGAGAAGGGGCAAUGGAAGCUUACAGAGCGAAGCAUCAGUAGAGGAAGUAGGGGAGAUAAAGAUGACAUGGCUGGUUUAGUGCAGGAAUUCGUGUCUGGGGUGGGGAGGAGAGUAAGUGGUCCACCCAUGGACGGACAACCUUCUCCUCCGGACAGGACAACGAAAAAAAGAUCACGGACCCAUAGCAGAUCACGUAGUAGAUCACGCGUCAGGUCACGCAGUAGGUCACUAUCUAGGUCACGUAAUAGAUCACGCACUAGGUCACGUCCAGUUUCACGUGAUGGAUCGCGCACAAGGUCACAUCCAGUUUCACGUGAUGGAUCGCGCACAAGGUCACGUUCAGUUUUACGUGAUGGAUCGCGCACAAGGUCACGUUCAGUUUUACGUGAUAGAUCGCGCAUAAGGUCGCGUUCAGUUUCACGUGAUAGCUCGCGCACAAGGACACGUUCAGUUUCACGUGGUAGAUCACGCUUUAGGUCACGCCCAAGAAUAGGUUCAAAGUCACGAUUCAGGUCUAAUAGAUCCCCUAGACGAUCACGCGAUAUAUCACACUCUUGGACACAUGAUAUAUUAUCGAGGCAAACUAAGUCACGACCCAUGUCACCAAAGCAAUCACGUUCCAUUCAAUGCACACGAAGUAGGUCAAGAUCACGAAGUAGUUUACGAACUUGUUCUAGGUCGCGCUCACGUAGCCAAUCUCGUAGUAGCUUGCGCGUACCAAAGUCCCGGAUUAGAAGACGUCAUACGUCUCAAUCUGAUUCCCCGUCAAUGUCAUCCGGUAGCGGCUCAUCAAGACGAGAAAGGUCUAGGUCAACUAGUCCCUUCCGACCACCAAGUAGUGCGCCCAAGCGAAGGCGUUCAGCGGACUACACUAAAAGGCGCAAGGGAAAGCAAAAAUGACAAUGACUGCGUUAUGGUUAAUACUUUUAAUGUACACUUUGUUUAACUGGCUAACUAAAUUAGCUAGCCCCUGGUGUUCUGAUCAGGGUGGGUACCAGAUGUUACGUCACAGGAAAUUGUCUUCCAGUUCUGUAAGUUACCCUGUUCCAGACUCUGAUCUUCCAAUUGUAGCACAGGGAAUCGAACAACAGCACCGCCAUGUGUGUGGAAACCACUCUAACGCCAUGCCAGUGAAGUGCAUUGACAUAUGACUGUAUGAAAGAUGUUUAUGGGGAGAUAAUUUUUGUGUAUGUAAAGAGUAAUACGAAAAAGAAGCAGUAAAUGUUUUAAGAAGG